Molecule: messenger RNA, 255 nt
Organism: Clunio marinus
Lineage: Eukaryota; Metazoa; Arthropoda; Insecta; Diptera; Chironomidae
Source: the annotation of a GenBank genome assembly
AUGAAGGCAAAAGCAGCAGUAACAGCAGAAGCAAAGCAAUCACCCUACGCCCUUUUCUUGCCUUCACUUUUCUCUUUUGCUUUUCUCACAUUGAAAAGAUCACAAACGUUCUUCACUUCAAAAUCGAGGGGUGCAAACGACGAAUUAUCACAAAAGCCAACCACAACAAAAGGCGCUGAAGUUCUCGCUAAGGGAAAGAACGAACACGUACCCUGGUUGGAAGUUUCACAUUUGAAAACUCAGAUCUUGCAUUGA